This is a messenger RNA of Etheostoma cragini (Arkansas darter), 1316 nucleotides long. RefSeq names its product calmodulin 2a (phosphorylase kinase, delta) (gene calm2a). Gene Ontology annotation, molecular function: calcium ion binding. Bases 248 to 697 code for a protein of 149 amino acids. The transcript has 6 exons. Lineage: Eukaryota; Metazoa; Chordata; Actinopteri; Perciformes; Percidae. The record is from RefSeq and is a predicted model, not a curated record.
ACGUAUUCCUGGUGUUUCUUGAUUUCCUUGUAAGCUAAUCAUUUAUUUAAAAGUGUCUUUAAUUACUUUAUUAACUGAGGAAAAGGGAAGUUGGCGGAGUGAUAUUGAAAAGAGGAGGAGUUUAGGAUAGCCGUUAAAGGCGAGUCCAGUUGCUUCUUCCUCAGUGUGUUCACAGAGGUUGUCAGUUCGUUUAGCUUUGGUUUUAUUACGGAUUUUGUCGUGAGCCAGUCGCUGCAUCUACGUCGAAAUGGCUGAUCAGCUUACAGAAGAGCAGAUUGCUGAGUUCAAGGAGGCAUUUUCGCUCUUUGACAAGGAUGGAGAUGGCACCAUCACCACCAAAGAGCUGGGAACUGUCAUGCGCUCUCUGGGCCAGAACCCCACAGAGGCAGAGCUGCAGGACAUGAUCAAUGAAGUGGAUGCUGAUGGAAAUGGAACGAUAGACUUCCCAGAGUUUCUGACCAUGAUGGCCAGGAAGAUGAAGGACACAGACAGUGAGGAGGAGAUCAGAGAAGCAUUCCGUGUCUUUGACAAGGAUGGCAAUGGAUACAUCAGUGCUGCUGAGCUACGCCACGUGAUGACAAACCUUGGGGAGAAGCUGACUGAUGAGGAAGUGGACGAGAUGAUCAGAGAAGCAGACAUUGAUGGAGAUGGACAGGUCAACUAUGAAGAGUUCGUACAAAUGAUGACGGCGAAGUGAAGGGCUUGUACAGAUUUCUUAUAUAAAUAAUUUGCCUUUUUUUCUUUGUGUAAUUUAUCUGUAAAAUCUUAAUAGCCCCCUUCGUCCCUGCCCCUUCUGCUGUCCAAAGGAACUGCAUGUAAACUGCAUAGGCUCUUGUCCCCAUGUCCCUUUCUUUUGCUGUCAUGGUGUUUGAGUGACGGAAUGGUCAUACAACCAGAUGCCUGUGGAGGCCCUUGGGAGCCUGGGAACUUUGAAUCUUCCCGUCUUGUGUGCUCAGGGCCACUCCACGCAUGGCGACAUUGGAAACCUGUCAGCUGGUUGUCACUUGGCAACACUGUUGGCAUGGAAACAAUGUAGAGGAGUUUAAACUCUGCAUGGACUACGGACAAAGUAUAUAUGGAAAUCUCUCAGCAUUGCACUACUGCAAAAAAUGACACGGGUGUAUCUCCUAGGUACUCGUACAAACUCUUUUUGUAUCUGCUGUUCUAUAUACCAGAAAACAACUAAUCUUACCAUGCUUUUUAAUGUUUUACUCACUACUUUUACUUAUUUUUUUAUUUUAAUGACUUCUGGUCAUGCCUCAAAUAAUCCAUUCCAAGUUGUAUAUUUUUGUUUUCCAAUAAAAAUUACAAUCUAC